UGAAGCGAUCAUAACCGGACAUUCAUCUCCAAACUUCAGUAACACUCAGAUCAUGACGAAGUCCUGCACAGACGAAACGGAUAUGCUCGAGUCCCAAACCAACAGCGCGAGCUGGACUGACGGCUCUCAGCGCGCGGAUAAGAAGCAGAAGGACUCGGAAAACGACGAGGACGAGCACGAGUUAGAGGAGGAAGAGGAGGAAGAAGAGGAGGAGGAAGAGGAGGAAGGCGAAGGGAGCAAGCCUAAGCGACGUGGUCCGAAAAAGAAGAAGAUGACCAAGGCGCGCAUGCAGAGGUUCAAGGUGCGGCGCAUGAAAGCCAACGCGCGCGAGCGCAGCCGCAUGCACGGGCUGAACGACGCGCUGGAGAGUUUGCGCAAAGUGGUUCCGUGCUACUCCAAAACGCAGAAGCUGUCCAAGAUCGAGACCCUGCGCCUUGCUAAAAAUUACAUCUGGGCUCUGUCAGAGAUCUUGCGCUCAGGUGAGAGUCCGGAUCUGGUGUCUUUCGUACAGGCUUUGUGUAAAGGUCUUUCUCAGCCGACCACCAACCUGGUUGCGGGGUGCUUGCAGCUCAACCCGCGGACUUUCCUGCCCGAGCAGCAGAGCCAUGCACACGGUGCGGGUGAUGCUUCAUAUGCCAUGCAUCCUUAUUGCUACCAGACUGCCGGGCUACCGAGCCCGCCUUAUGGAGCUGCGGAUGGCGCGCACACGUUUCAAGCCAAGACCGCACACGCAUAUGGAGGCGCGCUUCUCUUACCGCCGCCACCACCCCCUCCCCCGCAGCCGCCCACAGGUUUGCCCCCGGAGCAGUUUUUCGACUGUGCGGACAGUCCCGCUGCUUCCUUCGAUGGACCCCUGAGUCCGCCUCUGAGCGUCAAUGGAAACUUUUCCUUCAAGCACGAGCCGUCGGAGUUUGCGUUUGGCGCAGGGCAACAUUACCACCACGCGCCGCAGGGACACCACCAUCACCACCAUCACCACGCGUCCCUGUACGAUUUACCCAUGGAGAACGUCGUGCCCUAUGAGGGUCACUCCCAUCACGAACGAGUCGUGCACAUGAACGCGCAACUGAAUGCCAUAUUUCACGAUUCGUGA
Molecule: messenger RNA, 1093 nt
Organism: Trichomycterus rosablanca
Lineage: Eukaryota; Metazoa; Chordata; Actinopteri; Siluriformes; Trichomycteridae
Gene: neurod1
Product: neuronal differentiation 1
Exons: 2
Coding region: 53-1093 (346 amino acids)
Biological process (GO): nervous system development; sensory organ development; axon development
Cellular component (GO): nucleus
Molecular function (GO): DNA-binding transcription factor activity, RNA polymerase II-specific; protein dimerization activity; E-box binding
Source: RefSeq, a predicted model, not a curated record